This is a messenger RNA of Frankliniella occidentalis (western flower thrips), 902 nucleotides long. RefSeq lists its product as uncharacterized. Bases 129 to 809 code for a protein of 226 amino acids. The record is from RefSeq and is a predicted model, not a curated record. The transcript is spliced from 5 exons. Lineage: Eukaryota; Metazoa; Arthropoda; Insecta; Thysanoptera; Thripidae.
ACCCCGGGGCGACCGCGGCGCGGGCCUCGCAGACUCCGCGCGGCAGAGCGGCGUGCAGCACGGCGCAGAGCACAGCCGCGGCGCGGCCCACCACGAGCAGCCCGAGGACACGGUACCCGCCGCGCACCAUGACCCGCUGGACCAGGCUGCUGCUGCUGCCGGCCCUGCUGGCGUGCCUGUGGCCUUCCCCCGGCCCCGGGCCCUCCGCGUCCCUGGUGCAGGCGGCGCCCUGGGACGGCAUCGUCGGCUUCCUGCAGGCGGUGGCGCGGCUCCAAGAGAGGCCCAUCGUCCGGCCCGAAUCGGCGGAGGACGAGUCGGAGGAGGAUGACGACAGGCCCCUGCGGAAGAUUGUAUACGCCGUGGAGGAACAGGUGUCUGACAACGACGUCACUGCGAACGCCAGUGUGGUGGUGUACGACAGCCUGCUACCGGCCACGCCCCGACCAGUUGGUGAGGUGGACUUGGACACGACCCACGCCAGAGGCAAACGGUCUGUGGAGGAGCCCACUACAGCCGUGAGCGACAAGGCGACCGGCAGAGCCACGGGCGCCAUCGCCACGCGCCCUUUUCUAAUCGGACGUAGACUCUGGUAUGUUCCAUUGUGGUUCAGUGUUUACCUCAUCCUGUACAUUCUGGCACUGACUGUGAAAUCAGUUGCAAGGCACAGGAUAAAAUAUCCCACCCUUGUAGCGGAAGAUGCAUUUCUGAAACGGAGGAAUGGCUAUGUAAAACCGGACAGUUUAACAAGAAGAGUAACCAAUGCCAUUACAAAUGCAGAACGGAGGUAUCAAGGACAAUGGACCAUGUAAAAUAUAUCCUGGAAAAAUUCUGUUAAUGCACACGGAUGUUAUCAAUGUGUUGAUUUAACAGGCAAAAAAAAUAAAUCAAAACCAGAAUAUUGA